AUGAGCAAUCCCGAUAUUGUCUCGCUGGGCGGUGGGCUUCCCUCCAGCGAGUGUUUCCCAUUCUAUGAAUGGAGCUUCAAGGUCCCCACGGCACAGCACUUCUUCAAGGAUCAUGAUGAAAAUGAAACUCCCACAGUCCAAACAGUGACUAUUGGAAAGCACGAUGUCAAGGCUGGGACCUCCGAGUACGACCUGUCCAUUGCUUUAAACUAUGGACAAGCCAGUGGAUCUCCUCAAAUCAUGCGCUUCAUCACAGAGCACACAGAGCUUGUCUAUAACCCCCCUUACGCCGACUGGAAGGUCGCACCAACUGUGGGAAGCACGGGUGCCCUUGAGCAGGCCAUCCGUCUACUUUUCGAUCGCUCUCGAAAGGACUCGGUCCUCGCUGAGGAAUACAGCUUCUCCACUGCAUUGGAAACAUUCGUUCCUCAAGGCAUCAAGCCAUUUGGUGUCAAGAUGGAUGACGAGGGUCUGCUCCCAGAAAGCAUGGAUGCCAUGCUAUCUUCGUGGGAUGAGAAGGCACGCGGGUAUCGCAAGCCUCAUGUUCUGUACACCAUUCCCUCGGGCCAGAACCCGACUGCGGCAACCCAAAGCCUUCAGCGACGUCGUGCUAUUUACAGUGUUUGCCAAAAGCACGAUAUUUUCAUCAUCGAGGAUGAGCCUUACUACUUUAUCCAGAUGCCUCCGUACCAGGGCAACGACUCUGACAAGGUGCAAGCCUCAGAGGAUGUCGAGUCGUUCCUGGCCGGUCUUGUUCCAUCAUACCUCAGCCUUGAUAUUGACGGACGAGUCAUGCGCAUGGACUCGUUUUCCAAGGUGCUUGUUCCAGGAUCGAGACUGGGAUGGGUCACCGCGAGCGCGCAAAUAAUCGAGCGAUUCCUUCGCCAUGCCGAGGUCGCUAACCAAGGACCGAAUGGCAUGUCACAGAUCAUGUUGUGGAAAUUGCUUGAUCAGACCUGGGGCCACGAGGGCUACUUGAAGUGGCUGAUUGCUUUGAAGAACGCGUACACUCAGAAGAGGAACAUGCUGCUCGAUGCUUGUGAGAAGUUCCUCCCUAAAUCUGUUGUCAGCUGGAGUCCCCCGACGACAGGCAUGUUCCUUUGGCUGAAGUGCGACCCGCUGAAGCACCCUGAGUACCCAGCCCGUCCCAUCGAAGAAAUCGAAGGCGAGAUUUUCGACCAAGCCAUUAAGACGGGUGUGCUUUGCGCUCGUGGCUCUUGGUUCCGUGCUGAACCGGAUACGCCUGCAGAUGGCAUGUUCUUCCGCGCAACCUAUGCAAGUGCUACUGCGGAGGCCAUGGGGACUGCCAUUGAACGGUUCGCUGAAGCCAUUCGUCGGUCGUAUCAGAUUGAGUGA
Penicillium olsonii is the source of this 1356-nucleotide messenger RNA. The record is from the annotation of a GenBank genome assembly. Lineage: Eukaryota; Fungi; Ascomycota; Eurotiomycetes; Eurotiales; Aspergillaceae.